AACAACCCCUUCUUCGAAAGUCGAUUAUUUUAAAAUAGACCAUCGCCUCCUGUAACUGUCAGUUUGAAAAAGUAAACACGUGGCUCAAUGGCUCCACGGAAAAGAGCAGUCAAACAGAAAUUGAACCAUGGAAGCUACGUGCAUCAGCUAUUUCAGGAUUUUCUGUCCCGCAACAGACAGCCAGCAGCGCGGGUACCGAAGGUAUGUUCCAAACCCAUACAACCACCGUUGCAGCACUUCCACAUUGACGGAUACACUACAAACCACUUGCAAAAGCAGUCGAACCCUUUCGAAUUCAUAAAACCCACCGACCCGCACUCGAUAUUUCCAUCCAAUGGAAGAAAAGAACAACUUCAUCCACUUUAUGCUAAACUAAAAACCUCAAUGCAAAACCAUCGAACCAAGAAUGGCUGUGUUCAACGACAAAAACCGUAUCCCGUCGUUUCGACUGCUAUGAAUGUUGUUAGAAACUUUUUUGAACCAGUUGAACCGGACCGUGGUCCACGAGAAGUAGUUUAUAGCAGAUUUCAGCGACAGGCGGGCACAAAUCAGUUCGUAAAACGCGAACCCAGCCCAAGCGCUCCUCCGGGAGGACUUAUGCGCUGGCUUGAAAAGUCUAAACAAAUCACCAAUCGUCAGACCGCUGCUGCCCGAAAAGGAAGAGAAUAUUACGAUUUGCCAAGCGAUUUCUUCUCCGGCAGAGAAUCUUUACCCUUUGAACUGAGUAAAUUAGAUUGCCAGUCAAAUGCGGAUAAAACACUCGCCAGUUUGGGAACCGUUUUUGUGCCACCGGCUACAUCCACUCCAUUCGAUAGAAACCAGUCGGAGCUUGUGUCCAUUCUUACAGAUCCUGAGGAUUUUCGGGCGGUCACCAGUAAGUCUUCAGCUCGUGAGGGGCACUGCGAAGAGUUUCUCCGAAAAGUUUCUUCUGCCAUGGACAAUAUAACGUCCAAAGUGUGCAGGCUCAUGAAGUGUGCCGUAGAUAAUACUGCUUUGGAUCGAAAUAUGGGCGAGUUGAAAGCUUUGUUGCAAAAUAUACAACAUCCGGAAACAUUAGAUCCCAGCUUGGUCGAACGCAGUAGCUGGAUGGAGCAUUCGCUAGUCAGUAAUCGAAUCAAUCACGGCUAUCGCAAAUGUGCAAAGUCUCCUCUAUUGUUCAACAACAGUUCCGUUACUUACGGACAAUCGAACAGAGAAAAAGAAUUUACAGUGAUUGACGUGCAACUAGGUUGCGAAAGACGCACUCACAAACCUCUAAACAUAAACCAAAGUAGUGGUUCUUUUGAAAUGGAAUUGUUUGGAUCUCAUCCGAAACUAAAACAAGUAUCUAACUGGAAUCCGAACGGUUCUGCCACUUUCACCAGGCUCGGAAAGAUGGACUCUCCUGAACCUAAGACCCACACAUUCUCGUUCGAUGACAGCAACCUCGGGUUGGACGACACCGAAGUCGACCUUUCUUUUCUCACGCAAAAGUCGUCGUCCAGCAGUCUUGUUUUCGAUGAACUAACACCGCCAGAAUUGGAGGACUCAUUAACGCGAGCUCUACGAACACCGACGGAAAAUACACAGCUUAGCUUUUUGGACUUCGAGGUGACACCGUCACCACGGUUCCAGUUUCCUACGACCAAUAACGUAAACGAAACAUUUUUCGAGCAAUUUAUGAAAGCCUCGAAAUCAGCUGCUGGUGGGGAAGACAACGCGGACAGUUUUUUUGAUUUGAUGCUUUUCUAA
Molecule: messenger RNA, 1731 nt
Organism: Wyeomyia smithii (pitcher-plant mosquito)
Lineage: Eukaryota; Metazoa; Arthropoda; Insecta; Diptera; Culicidae
Exons: 2
Coding region: 88-1731 (547 amino acids)
Source: RefSeq, a predicted model, not a curated record